AUGUUCCAAAUUCCUCCUCCUCGCCAAUUCCUUGUUCUCUCCGCCCCCAACUCGGCUCCUUUCGACCCAAGCCACAAGUUCCUCGUUCUGUCUCCCACCGAGUCCGGCCCCGACCCUCGUCUGUACGAUGAGCAGGCCGUGAGUGAGGUUUCCGCUCUGGAGCAUGAGCCGGAGUUGCACCGUUCCCACAGCUCAUCCUCCACUUUGUCGGAGGACUCUUCAGUGGACGACGUUCCGGCUGUCAACUCCCUGCCAGCUGGGUUCCUCUUCCUCGGCCACAACAAAAACCGCCGUGCCUCACAGUGA
Molecule: messenger RNA, 306 nt
Organism: Penicillium oxalicum
Lineage: Eukaryota; Fungi; Ascomycota; Eurotiomycetes; Eurotiales; Aspergillaceae
Exons: 1
Coding region: 1-306 (101 amino acids)
Source: RefSeq, a predicted model, not a curated record